AUGCGAAGACGAAGAAGACCUCAGGUGACGCUGGUAGCGCUCGCGGCACUGUUGAUUCGCAGAAUACAGGCUCAAAAUGCGCUUGUAUCAAAUACAGGACCAAAUACAGCACUGAUUACCGAGGCAGACGACUGUGAAGCCUGCUGUGUGACAUCUACAUCAUCUGCGUCUUCAGCGAGUGCACUUCUGGCAGGAGGCGACCCGGAUCUGUCAUUAGUGUGUUGUACCGAACGGCAGCCUCGAAAUCUCUUUGGUACAAAUCAUGGUGAAUGCAGUGGGUUACCAUGUUGUGAAUAUAGUGGUCGGAGAGCCCAAAAUCAUCAGGCUUGGUAUCCAUGUGUGGCUUUCCCUACAUGUCAGAGUGACAGUAAUAAACAGGAAUUUUGCAACGGUCAAGGUCUCUGGUAUUUUACGGAAGGGUAUGACUGGACAUGUAAUGACGAGUGCUGCAGUGGUCUUUUACUUGACUCAAACGUUUGGCGGGGCAAAGCGAACAAUUACCCAGGCCAGACGAACGGUACGUUUGAAGUGACUAUCUCGCCCAUGGACUUUUUAAAUGUCUUUUAUCCCAGUGGCAUGGGCGGACAAACGUAUACGGUCCACCAGAUCAUGCUAGCCAGUCCUCCUGGAUACAGUUUUACUGAAAACUGCUCGUGCUAUCUGGAGCGAGUGGGAAACUCGACAACUAACGCUCCGCAGGAGAAGACUACGUGCGAAGUAUCAACCUUUUUUGGCGAGAAUCGAACUUAUUUGACCGUCGAUAUUUCUGAAGAUUACCAGACGAGUGACACAUUUGUGUUUUUUUUCGAUGGUGUAGUGACCCCCUCAGGAUUAAACGACAGCAUGAGUUCUAUGUCCAACGUGACAUAUACGACGGCAUCAAACCUUACACCAGUGUUCUUCAUCUUUAAUGACUCUGAAAAUACUGUCUUCAACACUUACGUACGUGUCACGGACUUGAUUGGCGCGACAUUAUCAAGCGGUUCGUUUCUGCCGGAAAAUAUCUAUCCCGGCAAUUCAGGCAACGCAAGUCUUACAUUUUACACGGAUGCCAACAUUCCAACGGGCAGUAUGAUUCAAUUGAGUUUUCGUUCUAGAUGGGGCUUUGCUGCCGAUGCUGUAUGGUCCUGGGAAGCUUUUCCGCUCGUCAGUGCGGAUGUGGAUGAUAUCUACGCUUUAAAUGCUGCUUCCAUGACAGGAUUAAAAGCAGACAGCCUACGCAACUUUACACAGACAACAUACUCGCCUUCGGACAAUACGUGGACACUACUUGUGGAGGAACCCAUCUCUAUCGGCUGGGUGAGUCUCGGAGUAGACACAGUUCAGAAUCCCUCGGGUGCCUUUUCAGGUCUGGAUGCCACAUCUAUUGAGGUUCGCUCUCAGGACGAUCUUUUGAUUAUUGGUGGCACCUUUUCGGCAAUUUCGGUAUAUCUGACGUCUGGUGCUACUGCCAGCCCAUAUAAUUACGUGACGAUGGUCGUUCUUGUAGGUUCGCUGGCAUUCUGUAGUGUGGCAAUUCGUAAAAAUGGUCUCUCGCUCUCAUUGGGGUCCAUCUGGACAGAUAUUACAGCCAUCUGCACCGUGUUAGCCCUGGCCACUGCAAUUGUAAACAAUUUUGUUUGGUUCUUUAGUCGUGGUAGCACCUACUUCUACAUCAUGCACGCAUAUUUGUGCUUUACGUUCACUAUGCUCACAGCUGUGUGCUUUCACUGGGGAACAGUCUUAAGUUUGCGACUUAGAAAGCUGCCGAAGCUUACUACGACAGUGGCGUUUGUGAUGCUCAAUGUGCUGUUUUACGCUUUCCAGAUAUGCUAUAUGCUCAACUACCACACGCUGAUCGCACGUGUUUACGAAUCGGAAAAUGAUGUCACAACACUUGCUUACCAACAGUGUAAUAGAAAUGCUGACACGUCGGCCACUGUCUUUUCAGAAAUUCAAGGUUAUUUAUGGGCGUGCUACGCUGAUGAUGACGACAACUUUUUCUUGGUCUCGACUUCGGUCACGUACGGAAUUUUUCUCGUCUUGACGUUUGUUGUCAUGGCGUUAGGUGUGAUGGUCAUGCGACGUGGAAAGUUGCUUCUUGGCAGUGCAUCAGGUCCGCACCAGGUCGUGUUAGUAAAGGCGCUACGUCUCUACUACGCACUCAUUGGUAUCGUCACCUUAGUUUACCUCUUGUCUUGGGUGGUUCAGAUCAUUUCCCGUACUACUCGCGGAAUUGCUUACCCGUGGUUCUAUAUCUUUACUGUAUGGCUGCCUUGUUCCAUUCCUCCAUGCUGUUUGAUCUUUUUGCAGUGGAAUGCUACGGCACAAUCUCUGCGCGAUGCGGGUCGAGAAAGACCUAGCGAUUGCAGUCCAAUGUCGGAGUCGGGUUACGGAGAGAUUCGCACGCCUAGCUUUACUUUUAGCACGACGGAUCGAUGGACUGAGGCCUCGUUGGAGCGAAUUGAAGAGAUAAUGGCGGAGGGCGAAGCAAGUUCGGUCGCAGUUUCCAGUCAACUUUCGCUGAAGAAUUCGACAAUCUUUCCUACGGAUGACUAUGUUGGUCUUUCAAUGGCGCUGGAAAUGAAUGAGGACUUUGCUCACGGGUGCUUUAUUGCGAUUCAGCGGUUGGAGGUGGAAGAGGGAAGGGAAACCAUGUCUAGCUCGUGGCGGCAGACCAGCAACACUGAUACUGUGAUGGCAAGUGCAAAGGAUGCGGCACCAGGAUUACCCUCUCAGCUUCAGCGUUACCUAUACACAUUUUUAUCUGUGCCUCGCAUUCCAGUCGGUAGAUCGGCUGAAAAACUUCGCUUUGUGGUCUAUUCAGUAAAUGCAGCCCCUGCUUCCGUAAGUCAUGAAGAUCACUCUGGGAUGACCGCAGCCGAAGUCUUGGCUGCGAUGCAAAGCAACCGUGAUUUUGAUGAUGAAGAUAGUCAGCACACAUUGGAUUCAUCAGUUGUAGAAAUGGAAGCAUUUGGAGGAUUUUUAAGCUCCCAGGUGAUCGAUGAGCUGUUUGAGAUGGAAUCGCCUGGGUCCACUGUAGAAGGACCGGGGUCUGGAUCAGAUCUUAACUCUGGCUCAUCAAUAUUGCCGCACAGUCUUAGUGUAGUUGCCGAGUUUACAGUGUCUACUGGCACCCUUGUGACAGCAGGAGCACGAACAGAGCACACUAUGCUUACUGCAACUGAAGAUUCGUACAAGCACUUUGGCCCAAACUCCGCACCUCCAAAAUUGCUCGUCAAUACGGUUAUACCGAAGGCUGCAGGUGCAAAGUAUGGCUUUAAUGGCGUCGACGGGGGUCUCCACGCAUCAGCGCCAGCGAUUAGCAAGCAGUACCACAUUCGUGAACAAGGUUUGUUGGUAGUAGAAGACUUAACGGAAAGUCGCUUUAGCAAUUGGAUUCCGCGCCAAAUUUUGGAAGUUAUCAUUCGGUACCGCACCAAGGAGCUACUCAUAGCUGAGAUGGAUCUUGCACGACUCGAAGCAUAUGAUCGUCAACGACAAAAAGGCUCAGACCGCGGUAUCUACGAGAAUUUGAUUCAACAAAUUCAAGACGAUGGCGAUUUGAAUCGAUGCCGCGAGUGGAUGCUACAACGCUGUCACGAACGUAAAGAGUACGUCGAGUUAUUGCGUCAGUUGCGACGUGUCUAUGUAAUCCGUGAUCAGCGAAAAAUCUAUUUCAAGGCUAGUACAGAGAAGAAAAAUUCGCAGCUACGCUUUCUUCCUAUAAAUUUGCACCUUCAAGAAAUGUGGGUCGGCAAUGCAAAUGCUGUUGCGCAAACGAGCUUUGGAAGCAGCGGGACAUCAGGUGUUAAUGCGAGUGCUGCCGUGUAUGAUAUCGUUACCGUUGGCGCCAUGGCAGCUCACAUCUACAAGUUUAAGAAUGGUGGCAUAUUUGGUCUUGAAGAGCAGCAUUCUAAGCUUAAACCACGUGUUCGUGAACCGCAAACAUAUGCACAUCAUCAAAAACCACUCUGGACAGAAGAUGAGCAGAAGGCUGACAACUUGGAGUGGAUGCUUGGCAAACGAAUGGAUGUCUGCUUUCCACAAGCUGUGGCUGCGCUUGUAACGGCCUUUACACGCAAAAUUGACUUGGCAUUGCAACACGCUCGGCUUGAACAUGGUCAGGCCAUGCUAGAGCAGCUGAGUAAAUUGGGUUUUCUAUUUAAUGUUGAGAGUUUAGUGUCAACCCAUGGAAAUGAAGCAGGAAUGCUUGAGGAUAUGGCUGGUGCCGUGAAUGAGUUGCGCAAUGUCCGGUUUGUCUUGGUGGAUGAGCAUGAAGACACUAGCGGGAUGGACGAAGAGUCUAGUGAAAACAAGUCGCCUCGCUUCGCACCGUACAAUGUUGAUGAAGAAUCUAAACGCAGCUUGUCCGAAGCAAGCGGAAGCUCUCGUGAGGCUGCACGCGACACGCGUUCAACAAAGCGUCGGGGAAUGCAGGUCAAGCAGCGUCAGUCCGUGCAUCAGAGAUCUUUUGGAUCUGCAUCAUUCAACUCAACGAACUCUAGCCAUUUAACAGGCAUCGGCGGUGUGAUAGACGUAGAUGUAUUUACAAGCAUGGAUGACGCUCUCUCUGAAAUAAGCUCAGCUAAUGCUGUCGACUCAGAAAUUAUGAAUGGGACACAGUUAUCGAGAGAAGAGCUAAGAUCGCAAUCUUCUUCGCUGAGUGGUGUGGGCCAAAGAUUGCUAAGUACUUUUAUCAAAGCACGUAAUCAUCGGUUCUUGGGUGGACCUGGCAACAAUUGGGGACAUGUUCAGUCACUGGCUCCCGCCUCCGUUGAUAAGCUUUUUCCAUUUACGCACCUAGUUAUUCGUAUCAAGCUACGAUCAGGAAAGGUCAAGCUGACAAAAGCGCUUCGUCAUGGUGGACCUAUCAAGGUAUGUCCUGUGCUUUUUACGCAAGGAAUUAAUGAAAGACAGACACUGGCAAACAACACGGGAUCCUCGGUAACACGACUACAGGACGUAAUCAAUGCCAACAGCCUCAAGACGCUACGCAAUUACUGCGAUCGCUACUGUAACUUUAUGUCCAGGCGUCAAGCAGAGAUGAUGCAAAAGCGGGAGCUCCUAAGAGUAAAUUCAACUGACUCGGUAUAUUCUCCUUCGCAUGGCACAGAUGUGACUGUAUUUGGACCGUCACGGGAAGAGGUUUACCGAAUCUUGGGGGAGCUUGAAAAACUCAUCGGCACAGCUGGAAGACAGGCUAGGAAAAAGCGUCCUGAGAUUUUGCAACUUAGUUCAGACUUGUGUCGCAGCAUAUCGGGAGGACGUGUAACAGUCUGCAAGUCGGCGAAAGAUCGAACGGGAAUGUCAGUGACAUUGGAACAGGGCCGUAUUCUUGUGCAGCAUCACGGUCUUCGAGAGCAAAAGAAAGCAGGCAUUGUAUCUGUGAUGCGAUCUGAAGGUGUGCGAAUUGAAAAUGCUCUGAAGAAUACUGGCCGACGUGUGUUUGCAUUUAACGCUUUGCAGCGAUCUUUACUUCCUGAGGAGUACCGCUGUCCACCGCAGACAAGUGGACGCAACGUGUCAUAG
Plasmopara halstedii is the source of this 5511-nucleotide messenger RNA. Its product is annotated as Inositol-polyphosphate 4-phosphatase. Lineage: Eukaryota; Oomycota; Peronosporomycetes; Peronosporales; Peronosporaceae. Gene Ontology annotation, cellular component: cytoplasm. Gene Ontology annotation, molecular function: phosphatidylinositol-3,4-bisphosphate 4-phosphatase activity. The record is from RefSeq and is a predicted model, not a curated record. Bases 1 to 5511 code for a protein of 1836 amino acids. The transcript has a single exon.